This is a messenger RNA of Rubroshorea leprosula, 2443 nucleotides long. The record is from the annotation of a GenBank genome assembly. NCBI's taxonomy places the organism in Eukaryota, Viridiplantae, Streptophyta, Magnoliopsida, Malvales, Dipterocarpaceae.
AUUUCCCUCAAACCCGCGAAAACUCCAUCUCACCGUUCCCUCCAGAACGCACUUUCAUAACCAAAACCCCCAAAUCGCCGCCGCGCUUCCAAGGGAAGCUGUUCAGGAGUCUAUCGAUAUCCGCCGCUUAUUUUCCGGGGACGUGAAAGAAGCGCAAAGCUUUGCUGGUGAUACUCCGAUUUGCCGACUUGUCGGCUUAUGGUGGUGUGUGUUUCCCUGUAGCGAGAACACCUUCCGUCCCGGACCCGUCGAAACAGCAGGAACAGUAGGGUUUGCGACGGAAGUCAUGGGAAUAGACCGGCCAAACCAGUUUUCUGAUAUGGAGGAUGCCGAUUUCGACGAUUCACAAUUAGCAUAUCAUGUUAAGGAUAUUCUCAAUUCAGUUUUGAUUGGUGAAAACGACCUUUAUAACCAGCUUGUUGGGGUUAUGCACCGUUCGAGAAAUCUUCAAUUUGAUGAGGUUGGCUUGCUUGAGACGAGUUUAACAGCGCUAUCUGGAGCUGUUUCUUGUUUAGACAUUGCUCAUCAUGAGUCCCUUCUGUCUGUUAUAUUUAGUAUGAGCUUGUGGAACUACAGGCCUAGUGUGAUGGACGCAUUGGUUGAACUGAUUGUGUCCAUGGCUAUUUCAAAUGGAAAAUUUGUUGAUUUGUCUUUAGGGAUGCUAGUAAGCAAUUUUAUGCCGCCUCCUUAUUUCCUUGAUAGAUUGAAGCACCCACGUGGUCUUGAGAGGAAGUACCAAGUUACUUCUCGGGUCCAUGCUGCUUUGGAAAAGAUAACUGAAUAUGUGCCUCUUGCCCCCUUAAGAUUAUUGCCAAUAGUUCUCGAGGGAAUGCCAACAAUCCAUAGGAAUGAUCACGCAAUUGUCAUUUAUGUGGAGAACAUGUUAAAGUUGGAGGGCAGUGCAAUUGGAGAACUUGUUGGAGGCACACUGCUUAUGGCAGUGGUUGAUAGGUUGAUAGAUCUUGAUGUGUCCAUUGGUUGGGAUGAAAUGUUAGAGGAAGACUUCUGCAAAGGCAUAUUUGAUAUGGAGUUACUCGACUUGGAUCAAGAUGUAGACUAUUCUGAGGAAGAUGGCCAUGAGCUUCAUCCAUUAAGUUGUAAGAGUCUGGCUGGAAACGCAAUUGCUGAAUUAUUAGAUAGCCUGAUGGUAAUGACUUUCAGUCAUCUUGAAUCUUGUAAAGAUACAGGGCGUUUAAUGGAGGUAUUUGAGACUCUUCUCCAGUCAUUCCAAUUAACAGUUUUGAAUGCACACAAGUCAAAAUUUGCACAGUUUGUAAUGUUUUAUGCAUGUGCCCUAGAUCCUGAAAACUGUGGUCUGAGAUUUGCCACAGUGCUGGCAGAUAUUUUUGUGCAGAAUCUUCAUUCCGAGCUUACCAGGAUGAGUGCGGUGGCAUAUCUUGCUAGUUACCUUUCUCGAGGAAAGUUUCUGUCAGCCUCUUUUGUUGCCAUCAUCCUGAAAAGGUUGGUGGACUGGUGUAUGGAAUAUUGCAAAACCCAGGACGGUGAUGUAAACCCAAAAGCGCAUCGAGUUUUUUAUUCCGGAUGCCAGGCCAUUAUGUACGUGCUUUGCUUUCGCAUGAAAUCUUUUAUGGAUGUUGCACGGCUGAAGUCGCAGCUUCUUCUCAUGCCUCUAGAGGCAAUUUUAAGACAUAAAUUGGGCCCAUUGAAGGUAUGCCUUCCAUCUGUGGUACAAGAGUUUCUCCGGCUGGCAAAAGCAGCUCGUCUCUUUACUGUUUCCAAAACAUUUGUUUUUGAUGACCUACUGGAGUCAGAACUCUCAAGGGCAUUUGGUGGACUGGAAAGGCUUGAUAUGUUCUUUCCAUUCGAUCCAUGUUUACUGAAAAAAAGUGGCAGUAUCAUCCGUGAACACUAUGUCUUCUGGUCAACCGUAAGACCCAAGUAUGAUGACAAGGAAAGCAGCAGUGAUGAAGAAGAUAUUGAUGAGGACUUUGUGGACGAAAAUGAGGAUAUUUUGGAUGAUGGGAUUGCAGGAAGCUCUGAUGAACAUGGGAUUUGUCUCGAUGAAUUUGACUAUGCAUUGAACAAAAUGUCCAUAACACCGAAGGACUCCUUCAGUUUCAAGUUCGGAGGUCGUUUUCAAGAACAUACAAGAAUGCCUUCAAGAAUCAGGCCCUCAACAAGUCCGGAGUCUUUGUGAGUUUGGCAAUGAUAUUCAACUCCAUUCCAAAGUCUGGACAAAAGAAAUGUACUGCCUGCCUGUUCCAAGAAGCAUCUCAGAUCACGGGUUUUGAAGAAUUCUUCGGUUUUGCCGUGUGGAAGGUGCCUGAGUUUUGCUUUCUUUUGGUAAAUUCUUUCCGUAGUGAUGUAUAAGCUUAUCAUCGACAAUAUAACCCUAGUAAAAUCACUGAAAUUAUCAUAUAGAAAUGUGUUGUAAUGUGUAUUCUUUCCUUGCUGGUCCAAAAAAGAAAAAAAAAAAAAAUCU